AUGGCGAGAACUAAAGCGUCAGUAGGCGCUAAAGUAUCUUCUGGCAAGAGUAGCAAAGCUCGGUGUAGUGUGGCUCCACCCUCAAGCAGUGCAGGGCCUUCAGGUAGUGAUAAAUCAUCCAAAAAUUACUCAGGUGGUAACCCUGUGUGUCCUCGAGAAACACCAAAAUGGCAGAAACCUAUCACCAAUUUUUUCAUAAACAAUACUAAGGCUGAUGAAGAUGAGGCUCAAGCGAGCAGUUCAAAACCAAAGUCUAAAAAGAAUGUCAUCCAUUCUGAUGAUGAAAAUGAAAUCGAAACAGAAAUUGACAAACCAAAAAACCAAGAGUUAGAUGAGAGUAUCGAGUUGGAACCGUUAAAAGGCGAGGAAUGUCAUAAAAUACAAGAAUAUUAUACAACAAAAGAUAAAAAAAAAGGUAAAGGAAAGAAAAGCAAUAAAGAGAAUAUUGAGGUUCGAAGAAAUUCUGUUAAAAGAGACUUAGAAACUGUUAUUUUUGGUGAAGAAAGUGAACAUGUUAGCAAGAAAGCGAAAGUAGCU
Messenger RNA from Brenthis ino (lesser marbled fritillary), 537 nucleotides. The record is from the annotation of a GenBank genome assembly. Lineage: Eukaryota; Metazoa; Arthropoda; Insecta; Lepidoptera; Nymphalidae.